Molecule: messenger RNA, 3904 nt
Organism: Pocillopora meandrina
Lineage: Eukaryota; Metazoa; Cnidaria; Anthozoa; Scleractinia; Pocilloporidae
Source: the annotation of a GenBank genome assembly
UCACCAGGCAACUGCCGCAAUUUGAAGUUUACCAGUUUUCCUAAACCUGGCUACAGGUUGGAGAAUCGCUCGGUUCGAACUAUUGAAGUAUUCGACGAGGAUCUCUGCAAGUUACAAUGCUAUCUGGAACCUAACUGUGUCAGUUUUAACUUCCAUAAGCUAAGACAGGCGUCUGGAACACACAAGUGUGAUCUGAAUAACGCGACCAUUGAACACGAUGGAAAACUGGUAGAAAACGAAAGUUACAUUUACCGCGGAGCUGAGGUGAGGAUGACGUUUAUAAGCUAAGAGUAUGAGACUUUGUACUCGUUGAGGCCUUUUUACAAGACUAAGACUAAGCAUCCCUCAGCCUCUGCCACUCCUCUAAAUUCUCCUUCCACCCACCAGAAUAUAGGUUACGAUAAUUGAACGUUUAAAAUGUUGAAAUAAAGAAUAAAUAGAGGCAUACUUUGUUAAUUAAGAAUGACCGCUUCUGGAGCUUUUUUAUACAUUUAUAAGAUACACGGAGAUUUUGCUCUUGCUCUGAACAGUGCCCCGCUUGGGAUGGGAACAAAUGUGCUCAACACAAACAUUUGCGUAAAUAACAAAAAAGCUUGCGCGAAAUACAUGGACAUGAGGGAAGACGCGCAGAUUUCACAAACAUGCAUAACAUUCAGAACUCGCAAACAUGAAUGCAACCGCAGAAGACAAGCGCAAAAAUUGAAGUGGUCAUAUUCUUUUUCUUCUUAAGAAUGCUUGCGCCAGUAAUCCUUGCAGGAAUAAUGCAACAUGCCAAGCUGGCUUUACACACAGAGAUUAUCAGUGUUUGUGUGCUUUUGGAUCUGGAUUUGAAGGCCACGAUUGGGAUAAAGGUGAGGAAUCUUCUAAAUUUUUUUGUAGUCAGUACAAUGAAUGUGUGGCCAUUUCUUAUCUGACAACGGGGAACGUUAGCAUGGAGGCGAAAACACUUGCGGCCAGAGCACGUCAAAUACACACAAACCCUUACAUAAAUGUGGCGCUCAUUUUGUUGUCUCAGACAUAGAUGAGUGUUCUGGUGAAACAAACGGCUGUGAUGAGAAUGCGGAGUGCAACAAUACCCUGGGAUCUUACAAGUGCAUCUGUAAAGAUGGAUUUCAAGGAAAUGAAACUAACUGCAAAGGUAAUUUAGUUGUAUCAAGUGAGUUGAUGACGUAAAAUAGGCCACUGUUGCGAUUUUAAAAUCUGAAGUUUCGAGCGCUAGUCCUUCGUCAGAGCAAAUGGGGGAAUUAUGGGUUGUGUCUGUUUAUAUGCGGAAUAUGAAGUUACUGUAUUGGCGGGAACAUGGUAACGAGAAAUUAGUAGCUGACUAUAACAUCCCAAAAUCUCUUAAAGGAAACAGACGAGAAAUCAAUAAACCACAAAACACAAGAUAACAAAAUAAAAACAGGUUCCGCACAAAAGAUGCUUCUUUUUAAUUCUCUAGACUUGGAUGAAUGUGCUGACGGAACACACAACUGUGAUGUGAAUGCUGAGUGUAACAAUACCCUGGCAUCGUACAACUGCACGUGUAAAGAUGGAUUUCGUGGAAAUGGAACAAGCUGCAAAGGUAGUUUGGUAUCAUCAAGUGAGUUGAUAACGUAAAAUAGGCCACUGUUGCGAGUUUAAAAUCUAAAGUUUCGAGCGUAAGUCCUUCGUCAGAGCAAAUGGGGGAAUUGUGGGUUGUGUCUGUUUAUAUGCGGAAUAUGGAGUUACGGUAUUGGUGGGAACAUGGUAACGAUACAACAAAAAUAAAAUAGUUGACUGUAAGAUCUCAAAAAUUAAUUAAAGCAAACAAACGAGAAACAGUAACACCACAAAACACGAGAUAAAAACAUAAAAACAGGUUUCGUAUAAAAGAUGCUUCUUUUUUAAUUCUCAAGACUUAGACGAAUGUGCUGACGGAACACACAACUGUGAUGUGAAUGCUGAGUGUAACAAUACCCUGGGAUCGUACAACUGUAUGUGUAAAGAUGGAUUUAGUGGAAAUGGAACCAAAUGCACAGGUAACUGUUUACAACACAUCAUUCUAUCUUAUCUCUCCAUAUUUUUCUGGUGGACAUAGCACCAGACUUAAACUUGUACAAGAGUGUAAUGUCCCUAAUUUCUGUACGGAAUUCUACCGGCAGCAGGCCCAGCAGAACGAGCCCAUCAGCAUAAGAGACGUUAUUCAGUGGGUAAUUAAGAAUAAACUUAGUCAGAGAACUUUGGAUUUUCUCAAUUAAUGCUCCAUGUAUGACUGUAUAAUAAAGAGACCAUAGGCAGGAGCAUUAUUCAAGUUUGGGUCUGACCACAGGACAGCGCAGCAGCUUCCUUACCUAAACGUCAUUGACAUCGCGGAAAACUCGCCUGAUUCACGAAAGGUCUUGUUGGCCUUUGAGGUUAUUUCUCCUGCAUGCUCUGCCCAUUGGAGAUCACGGGAAUCAGUGAUGCUUAGGUCUUAAGCGUAAGGUACACACUCGAACGAUGUCCAUCAAGGUCAACCAGGAGUUUUCUUCUUAAAGAUGUGAACGAAUUUGCAUUUUGCGGCGUUGAAAGCUAUGCAGCUUGGUGAAUUUACCAGUUUCCGAGGAGUUACCAGCAAGAGUGACAGCAUGUCUGAAAGUGAAAGUAGAUUCUAUGAUCAUUACCAGAGCCAGUGCGAAGAUACCGUCAUGAAGAUAACUAUAUCUGCCGAAUUUACGGGAAUACUUUUUUGUAAGCGGUAGUGUGCAACAUUGGCAAUACCCAAAGCAAUAUGACAAUUAAUUUCUUAGCAGUACGAUAACUGUCCCUUUCAUUUUGCGAUUAUUAUACAGGGUUUACAGCAGUGUUUACAACUCUUGGUAAAGGUGGAACUAAGGGUCCAGUCCAAAUUGGAAGUCACUACGCAGGUCAGGAUCACGACGGGCAAGUUACAUUGUCCAGCGGUAUUCAACAAUGGACUGUGCCACACACUGGUGAAUACAGAAUAGAAGCAAUAGGAGCCUCAGGGGGGUACGGCGAGGACAGUAUCAUCAAGAACGGUGGAAGAGGGGCACGAAUGAUUGGAAACUUUAUUUUGACCAAAUAUGAGAUCAUUCAUAUACUUGUUGGUCAAGAAGGGAAAAAAGGAAGGACCAACUCAAAAACUGCUGGAGGUGGUGGAGGUACAUUUGUUGUGAGACGAAAUAACACGCCUUUAAUCAUAGCUGGAGGUGGAGGGGGAAUCAAAAAUAUGUCAGAACAACAUCCGGGAUGUGAUGCGUCCAUAAACACCACAGGGAAUGCAGGGAACAACUCGCCACUGGGAUCAGGGGGAAUAGAAGGACAAGGAGGACUUACUAAUGGUGUGAAUUCUGGUUGGUGGAGAAUUUGCUUUUUAUAAAUACUGAGAAACUCGUUGCAUUCUACUGCUAUCCCUCACCAUCUCCAACUUAAUGAUAGAGUAAGAUCUAGAUUAAACAGAGGCACUAAAUAAAUAAUUAGUUGCAGCAUUUUUACGCUGACUUGUCCACAUAAGCUUUUUAUUACUAAGAAUCUCACUGCGGAUCGUCGUUUGAUCGUAAAAAAUUAAAUUUAUGGCUGCUAUUCGUAAGAGAAUCACUGAUCACUUUUUGAUUGUACUGUAGGUGGCGGUGGUGGCGGCUUCCAUAAUAAUGGACAUAAUGCAACGAAUUCUAGUGGAGGAGGGGGAAAAGGAGGUUCAGGAUAUCUUCAGGGGGGAGAGGGUGGAAAAGUUCUUAGUGGGUUCGGAGGUGGCGGUGGUUUACAUACAGUCAACAAGGGACCAGGCGGUGGUGGUGGUUACACUGGGGGAAGUGGCGGGGCUAAUGAUGAUAUAGCCUGUGGGGGAGGGGGAGGAUCUUUCAACAAUGGAACAAAUCAGCAAAACGAAUAUUGCAAUAAUAGCGCUGGUCAUGGUUGGGUAAACAUUACAUUUCUCCGAUGA